Messenger RNA from Sclerotinia sclerotiorum 1980 UF-70, 651 nucleotides. RefSeq lists its product as hypothetical. The record is from RefSeq and is a predicted model, not a curated record. Gene Ontology annotation, biological process: mRNA splicing, via spliceosome. The coding region runs from base 1 to 651 and encodes 216 amino acids. Gene Ontology annotation, cellular component: U5 snRNP; U2 snRNP; catalytic step 2 spliceosome. Lineage: Eukaryota; Fungi; Ascomycota; Leotiomycetes; Helotiales; Sclerotiniaceae. Gene Ontology annotation, molecular function: RNA binding. The transcript is spliced from 4 exons.
AUGGCGAACAAGCAGGGAAAGAUGAUCAAUUACCGGAUGAGAGUGACUAUGAAUGAUGGACGUCAAAUGGUUGGACAGAUGUUAGCAUUUGAUAAGCACAUGAACCUCGUUCUCGCCGAUACAGAAGAAUUCAGACGCGUCAAGCGCAAGGCACCAAAAGCUACAACUGCUCCUGGAGCUAGUUCCGCUGCACCACUUCUCGUCGAAACGGAAGAAAAGCGCACAUUAGGUCUUACAAUUAUUCGAGGCACACAUGUUAUUUCUCUAUCUGUCGAAUCACCUCCACCAGCAGAUCCAAGUGCUCGUUUAGGUGCUAGUGUUCCAGGUGGUGCUGUACCUUCAGCUGCAAUGGCUGCAGGAACAGGAAUUGCAAGACCAGCCGCUGGAAGAGGUGGAUUAGCUGGUCCGGCUGUUGGAAUUGGUGGAUUUCCGGGUAUGCCAACUCCUCCACCAUUUGGAAGAGGUGCACCACCUCCAGGAUUUGGUGGUGGAUUCCCUCCUCCAGGUUUCCCAGGUCCACCAGGUGGUUUUGCUCCACCUCGCAGGGGCGAUGCAAAGAAGGUUAUGCUCAAUCAGAAUACAGGCGUUGAGGGUGGUUUUGACUUCACAUACCAAAAUUCGCAAAUUUGCAGCAUAAAAGCAAGCAAGUAA